AAACAUAGAGAGACUUGGAGAUUCAGAGAAAGAGAAGAUGAAGCUUCAAUCUGUGUUCUUGUUCUUAGACUUACUAGUGUUGUUUCUCUCAAUUGCAUCUGUAAAUUCAGUCUCUGCAGUCGACACCAAUACCUCUACAUGUCCACUGGAUCUGAGCUAUGUACAGAGGAUGCCUUGGGAUGAUUCUUCCUGCAGAAAUUACCACCAAAACACAAGCCAAAAUGGAACAACAAGUGAUUGCUGCCAGACCCUUCUCAGUCUUUAUGGAAUUGCUUUUGCUCAGCGCCUUAAAGACACCUCCCUCUUCCAACUCCCAGAUGUUAACACCUCCAUAGCUUGUUUCCAUACCUUCCAAUCCAUUCUUGAUUCCCUUUCUCUCCCUUCGGAUCUCGUUUCCUCCUGCUUCAGUAACCCUUACCGUUUCGUUAUCAGUCCCAAUAUCUGUGCAGGAAUUGAAACCAAGCAAAACUGGAUUGACAAGCUUGGACACACUACUUCCCUGAACUCUGGAUGUUAUUCUGAUCUCUCUGGUACCGCUUGUGAUGCCUGCGUUGCCGCGGGUCAAAAGGUUCAAGCCAAUUUAACUACUCUUGACGGUAAUAUAUCUCAUGCCACUAAUUGCUGGUACUUCACAAUUCUUUACGCCGGAGGAAUUGUCAAUCAAUUUGGGCCGGAGAACGUCAGCACUGCGUCUUGCAUUUUUGGGCUCCCAAUUGCUUCUGCCGUGGAUGGAAGCAGCAACAGCCAUUCGGCUCUCGUGCCUGCCUUGAUUGGUGCUGGUGCGGCUGCUCUGCUUAUCUCCUGUUUAUUGGGUUUCUAUGUCUGGUGGCAUUGGUUCAGGAAAGGCAAGCCAGGUGCUGGGUUUGAUGUAGAAGAGCAGCUGGGAUCGAAACCGCGGUUGCGUCGCAAUAAUUUCUCAGUUUGGUUCAAGAUUGCUGACCUAGAAAAAGCUACAAAUUAUUUUUCAGAGAAGAAUUUGAUUGGGAAAGGUGGGUGUGGAGUUGUGUACAGAGGGACCUUAUCAGAUGGUACUCCAGUUGCUGUGAAGAAGAUCACAGAAUCAGAUUUUCAAGGGGAUGCAGAGUUUUGUAAUGAAGUUGAGCUCAUCAGCAAUCUGAAGCACAGGAAUUUAGUCCCCCUCAGAGGCUGCUGUGUUACAGAAGAGGAAGAUGAUGAUGAAAGAGGCCAACAGAGGUACUUGGUUUAUGAGUUCAUGCCAAAUGGGAACCUUGAAGAUCAUCUGUUCGGUAGAAUGAUGAAGAAGCAACCUCUAAGUUGGCCUCAGAGGAGGAGUAUAAUCUUGGAUGUGGCUAAGGGGCUUGCCUAUCUUCACUAUGGAGUGAAACCUGCAAUAUAUCACAGAGACAUUAAGGCCACCAAUAUACUAUUGGAUGAAGAUAUGAAGGCUAGAGUGGCAGACUUUGGACUGGCCAAGCAAAGCAGUGAAGGGCAGUCUCAUCUCACCACCAGAGUUGCCGGCACACAUGGUUACUUGGCGCCGGAGUACGCACUCUAUGGCCAGUUGACGGAGAAGAGUGAUGUUUAUAGCUUUGGUGUGGUUCUAUUGGAGAUAAUGUGUGGGAGGAAAGCACUAGACUUGUCAUCCUCAGACUCACCAAGGUCUUUCCUGAUUACAGACUGGGCGUGGACACUCGUGAAAUCAGGGCAGAUAGAAGAAGCUUUGGAUGCUUCGCUACUGAAAGAUGGGGAUUCUACAAAUCCCAACCUGAAGGAAAUUAUGGAGAGAUUUGUUCUAAUUGGGAUUUUGUGUGCUCAUGUCAUGGUGGCUCUAAGGCCUACAAUCUUGGAAGCAUUAAGGAUGCUGGAAGGAGACAUUGAGAUCCCUUCAAUUCCGGACCGGCCGUUGCCUCUUGGCCACUCAUCAUCACGUUACAUUGAUGGAAACACUUUCAGUACAUCACCCUUCAUGGACAGGCCACUGCUAGACAUGAAAGAGAUGCUCUGGUAAUCAGAAAGAAAGGCUCAGAUUUGUAAAUAGUUCAGAGUAGUCCUACCUUUCGGGUGAAUUGUUCAUCAUUCAUGGAAACAUGUAUAUAUGAGGGUCACAAUAGCGUUUCAUUUAUUCUUAAAUCUUUACAGUUCAUACAAAAAUAUCCAAUUCUGGAAUAUCGUAAGUCUCCAAGGCACAUGGAAAAGAUACUACAAUGAAUGGAGACACAAGGAUUUCCAAGGGAGGUGCCCUUUAUAUUCCUUGCAAUAGCUGUAUACUCGUAUACUUCAUUUUUUUUUCUGUUCUACAAUUGGGUUUUUGUUGGCCUUGUAUAUUUGUCUUUAGGUUCAGCAUUCCAUUUGCCAAUUCCUAGUACAUUUACAUGGGAGAUUCUUUUUUUUUUUUUUUGGAUAGAGAACUACAAGGGAAUUUU
Messenger RNA from Telopea speciosissima, 2384 nucleotides. Its product is annotated as probable receptor-like protein kinase At1g11050. Bases 38 to 1969 code for a protein of 643 amino acids. The record is from RefSeq and is a predicted model, not a curated record. Gene Ontology annotation, molecular function: protein kinase activity; ATP binding. NCBI's taxonomy places the organism in Eukaryota, Viridiplantae, Streptophyta, Magnoliopsida, Proteales, Proteaceae. Gene Ontology annotation, biological process: protein phosphorylation. The transcript has a single exon.